Messenger RNA from Dioscorea cayenensis subsp. rotundata (Guinea yam), 1632 nucleotides. RefSeq lists its product as uncharacterized. Bases 1 to 1632 code for a protein of 543 amino acids. NCBI's taxonomy places the organism in Eukaryota, Viridiplantae, Streptophyta, Magnoliopsida, Dioscoreales, Dioscoreaceae. The transcript is spliced from 3 exons. The record is from RefSeq and is a predicted model, not a curated record.
AUGGGUGGGGAUAUGAAUUCUUCCUUCUUUCACAGAAGUGUAAGGAUUCGUAGAUACCAUAAUUCCAUCACACAUCUCACUGAUCAUAAUGGCAGGGAAUGCUUUGAUUCUCAUUCUAUUGAUAAUAUGUUGGUUGGGCACUUUAAUUCUCUUUGGAAUAAUCCUGAUGCUAGGCCUCUUAACUGGUUUUUGAAGGCCCUUCCCCCUGACUUGCCUACUUUAUCAUCAGAUCAACAAUUGUCUUUAACCAGACCUGUCACCAAAGAUGAGAUCUAUACUAACUUCUUCGAUAAUGCUGUGAUGCCUAGAGCUUGGGUUGGUAAAGAGCAGAGUGGCUUUGUGUCAAGUCAUUCUCCUGUUGAUAAUAUUAUUGCGGUUCAGGAAAUGAUUCAUUCUAUUAACUAUGAGAAGUGCUUCCCCCGUAGGAUGCUUGUCAAAGUAGAUAUUGAGAAGGCUUAUGAUACACUUAAUUGGAAACCUUCUGACUGUUUGGUAGCUUUAAAUUUGGUUGCGAUUCUCAACAAAGCUAGGUCUCUUGAUCUUAUUCCGGGUUUUUCCAGUAGAUUAAGAAAUAAUUUUAACCAUCUCAUGUAUGCCGAUGAUCUUAUGUUAGUCUCUGCUGCUUCUAGGAAGUCUGCUAGGAAUAUUUGCUUUUGUUUAACCAUGUAUGCCCAUCUCACUGGUCAGUUUCCCAAUAAACUCAAAUCAGAGAUUUACUUUCCAGAAUGGUUUAAUAAUCAGGUUUCUACCAGAAUUUGCAAGAUUCUAAACUUCAGACUUGGCAAAGUUCCUUUUACUUAUCUUGGAGUUCUUAUCUCCCAUAAGCGUCUUGCUACAGCUCAUUUUGAUUCCAUGAUUAACCGUAUGAACUUGGCUAUUGCUGAGUGGGACAAGGCUCAUUUGUCUAAAGCUGGCAAGUCUAUACUCAUUAAUAGCAUUUUGAUGGCCAGCCCCAUUUAUUACCUUUCAGUUUAUCCUAUUCCUGACACUGUUCUUACUAAGCUCUCCAGCAUUGUUAGGAAAUUCCUUUGGGCCAAUUCUGAUCUUGGUAAAGGUAUGCCUUUAGUGAGUUGGGACACGGUUACAUCUUGCAAGUCUGAGGGGGGUCUCGGCAUAAGAAAUCUGCUUAAAGUUAAACACUCUUUAAUGGCAAAGAAUCUUUUUAAUUUUCUUAAUAAGCAAGAUGCUUUAUGGGUUGAUAUCUUAUACUUGAAAUAUGGGGAUCCCAAUUUUUGGUCUUUGAACACCCCUCCUAACUGUUCGGCUUUUUUCAAAGGUUUGAAUAUUACUGCUUAUGUUCUUAAAACUUAUCUGUGGAUCAAAACUCUCAAUCUGGUCCUUACUUCUUUCUGGCAUCAUCCUUGGAUGUUUGACAUUCCUAUUACUUUUAAACCGGUUUUUAUUAAUAUGGAUCUUAAUCUGGAUAAUCUCAAAAUUGAUGAUUUGUUAACUAACUCAUCCUUGAAUUUGAAUGCUUUGAAUACUAUGUUUGGGUUCAAUUGGGAUUCUCCCAUCUUGUCUUAUGGGGAGAUCAACACUGAGGAGAAUAAUCAUUGGAUUUGGUUCCCUGCAUCGCAAGGUAACAAGAUUACUGCCUCUGUUUACACUUUUCCUGAUGAACAAACAUGUUGA